Messenger RNA from Sycon ciliatum, 986 nucleotides. RefSeq lists its product as uncharacterized. The record is from RefSeq and is a predicted model, not a curated record. The transcript has 7 exons. Lineage: Eukaryota; Metazoa; Porifera; Calcarea; Leucosolenida; Sycettidae. Bases 16 to 852 code for a protein of 278 amino acids.
AGGGUGACACCGGAAAUGGCGGGAGGGAUCAGUCAAUAUGCAGAGACUGAGAGAAGGAGAGCUUCACAGGUUGUGGCGCUAGUGGUCCUCGCACGCCCUCGCUCCGAUUUGCGCCGUUUCGGAACGCUUAUGAGGCUCUCCGUUUCGCCGUCCAUGCACAGUUUACGGAAGACUCUCGACGCGCUGCUGGCCGGGAUAGCUGCAACUGCUAGCUCUUCACUUAUCUCCAUUCCAGUUUCGAAAAUCGUCAAGAUGAAGGGAGCCGUUUACUUUCUGCUCGCCGCUCUCCUGCUGUGCAGAUGCAAGGCAACGGACGUUGCAGAGCAUCAUGAUGUGAAGAGUGCCCUUCUCGGCAAGGAAGACAGCCUUAUUGAGCGUGUCCGCAUCCAUGACAACGAGAAUGCGGAAGAAGAUGCGGCAAAGCAGCUCGGCGAGAGAGAUUCUGAGAAAGACAUUCCGCUGACCGAUUUCAUUGACAAUGAAGAUGAGUAUGAGCGUCGCUCACCGGGCGCAUUCCAAUUCCAGUCCGCUUACACCGAGAAUGAAGGACAACUAGGCCAAGCUGACGAGGAGGACUCCAUGUCUAUGUCCCAGUUUCAAGACAACGAGCUGGUUGCAGAGCGCUUGCAUGAAAACCAAGACCAGGACCGACAGUCCGAGUCGGAGUCUCUGGUGCAAGAAGAUAAUGACAUGAGCAUCGCAGAGUUCCAGGACGAUGAGAUCGAGCGCGAAGCUGAAAUGAAGGCCGCCAACAAGGACGUGAAUGCUGAACAAGCAGAUGAAUCUGAUCGCUCUCAGUCAAUUGACGAACUAGAGCAACUUGUCGAUGCUGCUUUCGACAAGGAUUGGUGAUAUUUACUCAUUUGUUGAGUUGCGCUGACUGUUCUGCAAUGCCUAUUGCCACUCUUUUACAGUAUUUUCAUCUAAUUGCACACACAUUGCUACUAUUCGUAUACUAUUAUACCAUAUACGCAUAGUUCAACUUU